AUGACGUCCAACACUACAACCAAAGUCACCUCCUUGGAUUCGCAAUCCGAUGGCCCGUCAGUGCCACACCCGACGCCGGCGACUGAACCUAUAGGUAGUCCUUACGAGCCUGUCGAUCCUCCUCCGGAGAUGGACUACACGGCUGUCGCCAAGAUCCUUGCUCCUAUUCAGGAAUCACUCAACGAGGCCGCUAUGGAGGCAGCUUUCCCAUCCCCACCUAUCAACACGCCUGUAUACGGCUCUCCGGCUCCAUCCAUAGCGUACCGUUACCCAUUGACACGCGGUCGCGGCUUCAGUUUGAUUGGCGAUAGACUCGUGCAGCUGAAGCUCAAUGACCGCAAGCUCCGCAACCGCGAAGGAGACGUGGGCUCGAGCAACUACUCGCCCGAAGCAUCUGUCGCCGAGGAUGAAGAAGCCGAUAUUGCGAGCAUCUCCGAGGUACUGAGUGACAGUGGUAGGGACAAGCAAGGUUCCGGGCAAAUUCGUAAGAAUCUUGGUCCCAUCGAUGUGAAUGAGGACUCAGUACCUAUUGCUCUAGGCUCCCCCGCCGUGAACCCGCGCAUCGUCGAGUACCUGACUUUCACCUCUGAUGACCUGCCCACGAACUCGGUCGCCCCUUGCUUUCCCUCUACGCUCGUGAAGACGAGCACCGGGUCCCUCAAGACUGUCAUUGAAGGAAGCGACCAGGCUAGCGAAAAGAGCAACGGUGUCACUGAAAAGAGCAACUGGGCUGAAGAGGUCGAAGAGGCUGUCGAUCGUACUUGUCUCCGCCUUGAGCAGCUGGCUGACGACGAGUGGAAGAAGGACAGCAGUAAGACCUUCGCCGAAUACUAUGUCGCUCGCCUCGAGCGCCUGCUCGGCAGCAACAAGCGGGUCGUUCCUGUCAGCAUCAAGAAGAGCCAGGAUGCAAGCGAGUAG
Alternaria arborescens is the source of this 918-nucleotide messenger RNA. RefSeq lists its product as hypothetical. Lineage: Eukaryota; Fungi; Ascomycota; Dothideomycetes; Pleosporales; Pleosporaceae. The coding region runs from base 1 to 918 and encodes 305 amino acids. The record is from RefSeq and is a predicted model, not a curated record. The transcript has a single exon.